UAUGGUUUUGACGUUCCGCCGGCUACGCUUCCCAGCACUGUCCGCGCGUUGCCCAACACUGCUCGUCAGCUGACGUCACUGGUGCCCAAAAGAGUGCAACUAAAAAUCGCAAAGAAAAUCAGCUUGAAUAGCAAAACGAAUAGCGAAUAUGUUUUGCGCCGUCGACGACUGCAUGACCAACCUGACAGGGAGCCGCCAGCGCUCGUUCAAAUUUCCCCGCGAUCCCGAGCUGCGCCGCCAGUGGACACUCUUCUGCCGCCGCGCGGACGGCAUCAAUUACCAAGUGGAGCGCGUAUGCCAGAAGCACUUUGAAAUGGAGGAUUUCGAAAGGGAUUCGCGAUUCGAUGGCAAUCACACGCCCCUGAAACUGAGGCUGGAGGCUAUGCCCAGCGUGCACUCGCACGAGGAUAUCGAUUUGGGAAUCGUUGAGGAGCACUUGGAGCUAACAGCGGCGAGGGAGAAAACUCUCCUGGCGGAAUACCAGGAAGAGCCGGCCAAGGAACAGCCAGAGGAGACGGACAGCGACUACGACUUCGAGGAGCUGCCAGCGGAGGGGUGUAUGCAAGUGCAGGUGGUGGACGCCGAUGCGUACUUGAAGGUCUUGGAAAGGGAAAACACCGAACUGAAACGCGACAACUUCAAAAUGAAUCUGUCCAUCCAGACCAGUGAGAGGGACAUGGAGAGGCUGCAGCGGCAGCUGGACAACUCGAAUGAGCGCUAUGGACAGCUUGUAGGCAAUUUGGAGCAGAUCUUCUCCACGGCCCAAAUCGAAAAGAUUCAGAACGACAGACGUAUCGUGUGGCCCAGGACGGAUCUAAUAGAAGCGCAUAGUCUGUAUGCGGCCAGCAGGAGUGUCUACAACAUGCUGCUAAGCAAGAACUACCCAUUGCCCUCUGUGAGAACAAUGCAGUACUGGGAGGCCCGCGAGCGGAAGGCAACCACAACCGGAUCGAUGCAGACUGGCCAGCUUGGGGAUUCGGCGGCACCAGUGUCGACCAUGCACAAUCUGUUUGAGGUCAUUGAUGCCACCAACACGGAUCACAAUUACACCUAGCGUACAGCCAACAGCUCGAUCUGUUCUGCUACUGUCGAUACGACCAACUUGGAUCACAAUUACACAAAAAUAGAGUCACCAUAAACACGAACGACUUUAAUCGAGCCUGCAAAGCAU
Molecule: messenger RNA, 1171 nt
Organism: Drosophila obscura
Lineage: Eukaryota; Metazoa; Arthropoda; Insecta; Diptera; Drosophilidae
Product: 52 kDa repressor of the inhibitor of the protein kinase-like
Exons: 2
Coding region: 149-1054 (301 amino acids)
Source: RefSeq, a predicted model, not a curated record